Ylistrum balloti is the source of this 3591-nucleotide messenger RNA. Its product is annotated as tyrosine-protein kinase receptor-like. Gene Ontology annotation, molecular function: protein binding; ATP binding; transmembrane receptor protein tyrosine kinase activity. Gene Ontology annotation, biological process: regulation of neuron differentiation; multicellular organism development; protein phosphorylation. Lineage: Eukaryota; Metazoa; Mollusca; Bivalvia; Pectinida; Pectinidae. Bases 1 to 3210 code for a protein of 1069 amino acids. The record is from RefSeq and is a predicted model, not a curated record. The transcript is spliced from 20 exons. Gene Ontology annotation, cellular component: signaling receptor complex.
AUGAUUACCAAACCAACGACAAAUCUACUGUGGAUUUUUCACAGCAUUCAAAUAUUUCUGGUAGUCACCGAAGCUAUUCAAUUAAAUGUUUCUAUAUCCGAGAGAGAUCGUCUACCUGAUGAUAUAGACGAUAGCGUUGAUGAUGUCCAGUACGAAAUUCGGAGUGAUGUGUCACCUGAAACAUUGUCUUUAUUUACGGGUAGAUUUCUACAAACUGCAGCAUUAGAACUAAGAUUCUCCUUUCCCUGUCCCGAGACUCCGGCAGGUAGAGGACCAAACACGACACGAGCUCCUACAUCGAUAGCAGAAGGGCAAAUCGAUCUAUUGACUUCGGGUUCGUGUCUAAUUCUGAAUUUGGCCUCAGAAAAUUUUACGUUAUUAUAUAACCAUCAAAAAGAUAUUAAAGAACCUGACUUAUCAGGUACGUGUACCUCAAAGCAAACAUUGGAAAUGACAGUCGAUCCGGACUUAUUAGAUCGGGCUGAUUGUAACACUGGAGGCAAGGAUUAUAUAGAACUACAGCUUUCUCUCAGGAAUGAAAACAAACAUUUGUCACGGAAUGUCGGAAGCUUGGUAGGACUAGUGUCGGCUGCCAUCUUUCUAGAACCAGAAGAAUUUACUUGUGAUUUUGAGAACGGAUGCCAAAUGGAAUUAGACCCGACGACUAUGCUGACGUGGACAGCUGGACAGACGCUGUGUUCCCUGAAACGGCAGGACAGAUAUCGCGUGUUCCGCCGAGUUCACUGUGAUGACUACUCCACAUUUAUACCUGUCAUUGAUACAACAGUCGGAUUACCACAAGGCAAGUUUGGAUUUUUUCUUCCUAUGAAGUCUACUGUGAGUACCACCUUAUCCACACCCAUAAUCCUCGGCAGUUCCGCCGGAUGUACGCUCAAGAUGUCAGCGUGGAUACAUCGGGGUGACGUCAUUAUUGCUAUCCGUACGACAAACGUCACCAAGUCGGUCGCUCACUUCGACAGAAAUACAGUAGCUCAAGGGCAGAGACAUUGGCAGAAUAUUUCUGUACAUAUAGGACGGGUCCACUCUGCGUUCUCCAUCGAUAUUCUGCUGCACAGUGCUAGUGGAAAUGUAGCUGUGGACGACCUAGCCUUGCUGCAGUGUGGGGAGACUGAAGAUAAGGAAUUGCCACCUCUGGCAUGUGGAACGGGAGACUUCCAGUGCAGCACCUGCCAUUGGCUACCUCAUUCUAAACUCUGUGACCUCAUUCCUGACUGCCUGUUCGGCGAGGACGAAUUCGUUUCUAGAUGCUAUGAGAACCAGUGGAAUGGCAGCUGUUCGUUUGAUAAUGGUUGGUGUGGAUGGUACAACACCAGCCCCUUCCGCAUUGCUACAGGCUGUGUAUUCGACCGAGCCAACUACACCGAAAUCGACAAGGAGGAUAUUGAUAACACCCACGGUGUUGUGUUACAACUGAGAGGGAAGCAAUGUUCGGCGAGCGAAUAUGCUGUCAUUUACCGGGAGGUUCCGGCACUCUACUACACUAACAACACUUGUCAGCUACGUUUUUCCGUGCGUAACGUAAGACGAGAUAGGGUUGGUGUUAAUAUAUAUGAGAUGCUGGAUUCCGACCAGGUGACGGGCAUGUCUCUCACGGUAGACUCCACUCCGUCUAAAAGUCCGAAAUGGAGACAUUACAACGCAGUACUCCCUGUUACCUCCGACAGGCUUGCGUUGGAGAUUUGGGCCCAAGUAUUUAUUUCUGAGGAUAUUCUUAUGGAUUUUGUAUCCCUUUCUCCGGAUUGUUUCCAACAAGUUGAACCUGAUGUACACAACGACACCAUGAUGUUUCUUCGGGUUACAGAAUCCGAGAAGAAGCGUUCCGGAAUCGUCCUGAUCGUACUGGGGACUGUGACUGGGCUGGUGGCCUGUCUCACAGCCCUGGCUGUGGCAUUGAUAGUGAUGAGACGAAGGCGGAAGGCGGUAGAGGGUUCUGUUAAGAGACCCUAUUCUCCUCGCAAAAGCUCGGCUCACUCCUCUACUACCAUGUCCACCACUCUGUCCUGCCUGGAAGACAAGCGCACUCUCCACGACGAGCCUCUGCUUGAGGAGGAUACGACUUCCGACCGCCAGGCGUCGCUGAACGGAAGUAUCUGUAACAUGACUAUCUCACCCUAUUACGAAUGGAUACAGGACAGUGACGAAAUGAUACGGAAUAUUCCCAGGUCAAAAAUAAGACUUGUAAGUAUGAUUGGUAAGGGUGCAUUCGGAGAAGUAUUUUACGGAUUGUUGGCAGACGUAGCUCAUCUGCGAAAGGAAUUACCAGUCGCCAUCAAAACGUUACCAUCUUUGUGUUCGGAGCAAACGAAAUCAGAAUUUUUUUUCGAAGCAAUUAUUUUAAGUAAGUUCAAACAUCCAAAUAUCAUCCGAUUUUUGGGAAUAUCGAUCGACGAUCGAUCCAUGUUUUUGAUAUUAGAACUGAUGGAAGGAGGCGACCUGCGAACGUUUGUCAGAGACGCACGCCCCAGAGAGAAAGGAGAAUGUUCAUCUCUCAGUAUUUUGGAUUUGUUGAAAUUAUCCUGUGACAUAGCGAAGGGUUGUCAGUACCUCGAGAGCAACAAGUUCAUUCACAGAGACAUUGCAGCCCGGAACUGUUUACUCACAGAAAAGGGUCCCAACCGGGUAGCCAAAAUAGGAGAUUUUGGGAUGGCAAGAGACAUUUUAAGAACAAACUACUAUCGGAAGAACGGCGCUGCUAUGAUUCCUGUGAAAUGGAUGCCACCGGAAGCAUUCAUGGACGGCGUUUUUACGUCCAAAACAGAUGUCUGGGCGUUUGGUGUAGUGCUAUGGGAAGUGUUUACUAUGGGGUUCGUUCCUUACCCAGGGAAAACCAACGCUGAGGUGAUGAAGUAUGUCCUUGGAAACGGCCGACUGAACCAACCGCCUCUGUGUUCGGGAGAACUAUAUGAAUUGAUGAUGAAAUGUUGGAAAACAAAACCAAAGGAGAGGCCUUCAUUCGUCUCUAUAGCUGAAUCCAUGUCAAAGAUCAAACAGGAAAAUAACAAAGAGGAAGCAAUCACGCUCACCAAUCUCUCCAAAGAGCCUGCUCCUUUUGUGAUAGAAGUUGACGAGGAACAAUGUCUAACAGAAAACCAUGGCAACGAACUUAACAAUAUAAGUUCACGAACCUGUUCGCCUGGACAUGUUUCUCUUCUCAGUAUGAAUAUGACCGGAAAUGGUGCAAUUUCCUAAUAUUUCACAGUGAAAUAUGCUGUUUACUGUUAUUGUAUGUAUAAAAUCAAAAUGUGUACCCGUUUGACGAGGAAUAACUGGUCUGUGUGCCACACCAUUCAUUUGGGAACUAAAGUGAGUACCGGAAGUGCAUCAGGAUUUUUGUUAUAUAUAUUGGUGAGAAUGAGAUAAAAACAUACAUUUACAUGUGAAGUAAUCAUCUUGAAUUGUAUAAGGAUGUACGAGAAGUGUGAAAGUCACGUUUUGGAAAUUUGAAGGAUUGUGAUCAAACUGUAAUUGUCAUUCAAUUUGUGUUAUCUCGUUAAAGUAUCUGUGAUAAUUGUCAUAGGUUGUGAAAAUGCGCUUCAUCCCGGAGUGGGAUCCGCAAAAUGGCGGUGUAAA